AUGGCUCGAGUUCCAUUUUGGUCUGCAAUAACGCGAAGAAAAACUUUCGAAGGUGGUUCACAUCUCACAUCAAAUCUAAAAAGAUGUCUAACCCUUUCUGAUGUCACAUUCCUAGCCCUCGGUCAAAUGCUCGGAGCAGGAAUCUAUAUUCUAACCGGUUCAGUAAUUCACAAUCAAGCUGGUCCAAGUAUAGUUUUAUCAUUUAUGUUAGCUGGUUUUGCGGCUCUUUUAUCUGCCUUCAGUUAUGCUGAAUUUGGUGCAAGGUUUCCACGAGCUGGAAGUGCUUAUACUUACACAUAUAUUAGUUUUGGAGAAUUAUGGGCAUUUAUUGUUGGAUGGACAAUUCCUUUGGAAUAUAUGAUUGGAAAUGCAGCGGUUGCUAGAUCAUGGUCUGCAUAUUUUGAUAAUCUUCUUGGAAAUUGGUUUGAAAAUAAAACUUUGGAAUUGGUCGGAGAUUAUUGGCAGGUAGUUUAUUUUUCAAAUAAAAUUUUAUUUUUUCUGAAUACAUAAGUACAGUAAUGUUUUUUAAAGCCUGGUUCAUUUUUCUCAAUCUACCCGGAUAUUUUAUCAUUUUUCCUUGUUAUCAUUUGCUCAUGUAUAAUUGCUGUUGGCAGCAAAGCUUCGGCUAAUUUCAACACACUUUUUGCAAUUAUAAAUAUUGCCGUUGUUUUAAUCGUAAUUGUUUUUGGUCUAACUUAUGCUGAUUUUGAUAAUUGGACUGGAACAUCAGAAGAUGGAAUCUCGAAUUUUUUGCCGUUUGGAUGGACUGGAACACUUACUGGAGCUGCUACUUGUUUCUUUGCCUAUGUUGGAUUUGAAGUUUUGGCAUCAGCUGGAGAAGAAGUUCAGAGUUAGUUUUUUUGACAAAAAAAUACCCCCUCUGUUUGACCUCUAAUUGCAGUACUCAGAAGUUCAAUUUUUCAGAUCCUCAAAGAACAAUUCCAUUGGCAACAUUUCUUUCGAUUGGAAUUAUUAUGAUUUUAUAUAUUCUAGUUUCUUCUACAUUAACUCUUAUGAUUCCAUAUUACGAAGUUCAUGUGACUGCUCCAUUUACAGAAGCUUUUAAUAUGAAAGGAGCCCAUGUUAUAAAAUAUAUUAUUGCGAUUGGUGCAUUAGUUGGACUGACUAAUAAUCUUGUAAGUUAAAAAAAAAAACUUAAAAAAAAACGUUUUAAUUUACAAAAUAAAAGUUUAGGUAACUGGAAUAUUUGUACUUCCUCGAACAAUUUAUGCAAUGGCUGAUGAUGGAUUAAUUUUCAGUUUUUUGGCAAAAAUCAACGAAAAAUCAGCAGUUCCUCUAAAUGCAAUUAUAGUUUUUACAAUAAUUAAUGCAAUUAUGGCACUCGUUUUUGAUAUUCAAUCACUUGUCGAAUUUUUAUCAAUUGGAACACUUUUUGCUUAUUCAUUUGUAUCUGCUUCAGUUCUUGUUUUAAGAUAUCAAUCAGCUCCAAUCGAUAAUGAUGAAAAAAGGCAAGAUGAGGGUGGAACAUUGAAUGGAUGGAUUCCUUUUAGAAAUUUUUGGGAAAGUUUGCCGAAUGGAAGAUCGGUUUCGAUUGCUGUUACUUUGCUGAUCGUCGCUUAUUUUUGGUUGGCUUUCACAUUUAGAUUAGGUAAGUGGAAAAAGUUGGUCCGAUACUGUAUGGUCCCAAGUUAUUAGUUGAUUUGUGAUCCCUUAAGAUCUUACCUAGUUCUUUGGAUAAAGAAGUGAUUUAUCUUAUUUUUUUCGAAUUUUUAGAGUAUCAUCUGACAACUGCUGGUCAAAUAUCAAUUGGUAUCAAUGUUUUUAUUAUUCUUGUUAUUUUCCUAUUCAUCCUUGGGCACAAACAAAAUAGUCUCGAAUUGCGAUCAAAGGUAUGUAGAUUGUUUCCACGCGGAAAAAUUUCACAAACAUUUUUGUUCCAGGUUCCAUUCUUACCGUUCACCCCUUGUUUAUCACUUUUUGUCAAUGUUUUUAUGAUGACAUAUCUUGCAUAUUCCACGUGGAUUCGACUUUUUGGUUGGAUGGCAAUUGGUCUUUUUAUCUAUUUCACAUAUGGAAUUCAUAGCUCAAAAGAAGCGAAAAGAAUAGUUUCAAUUGGCGAAGUUCGAUCAAGUUCAACAUUUCCAAUGAAGAAUCGCGUUUCUGCGGCUACUAAUUAA
This is a messenger RNA of Caenorhabditis angaria, 2138 nucleotides long. The record is from the annotation of a GenBank genome assembly. NCBI's taxonomy places the organism in Eukaryota, Metazoa, Nematoda, Chromadorea, Rhabditida, Rhabditidae.